Psilocybe cubensis is the source of this 2385-nucleotide messenger RNA. RefSeq lists its product as uncharacterized. The record is from RefSeq and is a predicted model, not a curated record. The transcript is spliced from 11 exons. Gene Ontology annotation, biological process: intra-Golgi vesicle-mediated transport. Gene Ontology annotation, cellular component: COG complex. Lineage: Eukaryota; Fungi; Basidiomycota; Agaricomycetes; Agaricales; Agrocybaceae. Bases 1 to 2385 code for a protein of 794 amino acids.
AUGGCGAGCAGCUCAUUCCCUCCUAAAAUUGGGACCCCGUCCAGUUCAACACAGAGCCAAGUAGACCGGAAAGCCUCAUGGACCCCUCAGACGCGAAACCCUGUCUCAGCUAGGCUUUACAAGGUCUUGAGCACUAAUUUUGAUGAUGAGGAUACCCGACAAGCCCUUCGCACUUUGUCAGACCUCUACGCGACUCCAAAAGGCAAAGAAAUUCAACCUUCCAUUGAAGAGGCAGACGAUGAACUCCUUCAAGAUACAUCUGGCACUUCUGUCUCCAAUGAUUCAGCUUUGAUCGAGCUGGUCCCUGGCGAGUUGGCGGCUCGAGCGCGUAGGAAUCUGCGGCGAGAUAUGGAGAAUCAGUUGGCGGAAGGAAGCAAAAAGUUCCUUGAGGCUCUAGGAGAAGUAGAUGCAAAACUUCAAGAAUUACAGAAACAUGUUGCAGCGAUGAGGGCUAGUUGUGAUGAGGCAGAGACACAAUUGGCACUUACCAACGAAUCCAGCAAGACAUUGCUUGAGAGGGCAGGAAACCUACGUGACGAACGGCAGGAGGUCGAGGAAAAAAAGACAAUCAUAACGCUCUUCCUGGGACGCUUCACCCUCAACGAGAGCGAGGUAGAAGCCAUCUCUUCGAGGGACGUUCCGAUAGGCCAGCGAUUCUUCGAUGCCAUGGAUAAGACCGAAAGGAUCAGAGAAGAUUGUAGGGUCUUAAUGUCUGGAGAGGAUGGUUCCACCAAGGCAGGGCUGGAAAUAAUGGCUUCAACAUCCUCUAACCUGGAACAGGGAUACGAAAAGAUUCUCCGUUACUGCUCUAAUGAAUUCCGACAGGUCGGACGUGACUCUCAACUAGAAGUCAAUUCAGAAAUGCGGGAGGCAGUCAAUAGAUUAAGAAAGCGACCUGAACUGUUAACUGAAGCAUUGUCAUUUCUGUCGGAAACACGUCAAACAACACUCCUUUCUUCCUUCAUCGCUGCGCUAACGCGAGGUGGGCCAUCUGGCUACCCUCGCCCAAUCGAACUUCAUGCCCAUGAUCCAUUGCGAUAUCUUGGCGAUAUGCUCGCAUGGGUCCAUCAGGCUAUUGCCGCAGAGCGCGAAUUUUUGGAAAGUCUUUUUGGGUUGAAACAAGAUGGGCGAAUGGUGGGCAGUGUCAGAAAGUUUGAUACUAAAGACGAGGAGGAAGAGUGGAUACGAGAACUGAUGGACCUGGCGGUUGCAAAGCUUUGCGUUCCAUUAAAAGUACGCGUACAACAAACCAUUCGCUCUCAGGAAAGCAGUAUAGUGUCGUACAAAAUUGCUAACCUUCUUCAAUUUUAUUUGAUGACCAUGAGACGCACGAUCGGAGAGCAGGCUCUGCUUUCCACUACUCUCAAAGAGAUUACUGAUACAUCAUACAAAGUGUUCUAUGAUUCUAUCGAAAACCAUAGCCGGACCAUCUCUCGUGUUCGACUGGAUCACGACGACCCUUCUCUUGCCCCACCAAUCGUUGUGCUCGACCAUACCCAGGUCCUUCGAGAAGUCAUGACAGUGUACCAAUCCUCACUUCUCGGAGACGAGGACGAAGACGAAAUUAACUCCGGAUUCAACCAGGUCCUAGACAUCAUGGUUGAUCCAAUUAUCGGAAUGUGUCUUACAAGUGGCGAGGAAAAGAAGAACGCUAGGCCACGGUGGGAUGAGGCAGUCUUCGUGCUUAACUGCUUAUGCUAUCUCCAGAGUGUUCUCAGUGCAUUUGAAUUUACGGUUAAGAAACAGGCCGACAUCCAGGCUAUCAUUGACGAAAGAAUAGCCCUAUUGACCGCGGAGCACAGUACCAAUGUGCUCAGCGACGCAGGGCUGCUACAGGUAGCAGAGGCGUGUCGCAACCAUAAGUCAAAUUCAACGAAUGCUAUACUGAUUGUUGUCGAGCAGGAGCCACUGUCUCGGAUGCCGGCAACUCAGCCUUCGGAUCUACAGCAAGCGCUACACCACUUUUCUUUAUGGCUUUCCGGGCCAGAGGUGGUGCAAUCACCGCGCUUGGCACAAUUAACCGUACAGCGGAUGCACACAAAGAUCCACCAAGAUGCCUUGGCGAGGCUGGCAAAAACAUAUAAAAUGAUAUGUGAGGAGAUCAAGAAGCCGGAAAACAGAUACGAAGCUGCAUCGACCUUGCUCGGAAGAGAACGUCCUUUUGGCCAGGUUCACCUUCUGUGGCAAGUCUUUGGGCUUGAGGAGGAAGAUUAUGAAGACAAGGAAAAUGAAAGUGAUGAAGCUGAUUCGGAUGAAAGCGAUGAGCAAGGCGAGAGCACGGACUCUGGUGACAUUGCCAAAGCAAGCAAGCCAGAUAAAGAUCAAGAAGUAACUGAUGAAGAAGAGUCAGAUGAUGAAUCGGAAUGUGAGCAAUUCGAUUCAUAG